Condylostylus longicornis is the source of this 2244-nucleotide messenger RNA. RefSeq lists its product as uncharacterized. Lineage: Eukaryota; Metazoa; Arthropoda; Insecta; Diptera; Dolichopodidae. Bases 891 to 2213 code for a protein of 440 amino acids. The transcript is spliced from 2 exons. The record is from RefSeq and is a predicted model, not a curated record. Gene Ontology annotation, cellular component: nucleolus; 90S preribosome; small-subunit processome.
GAAAAAAAUUACGUUACAAGAAAUUUUUCUGAUUGCUUUCUGGUCCCUGAGUCCCCAAACUCUAACUUUAGUAUGCUUCACAAAAAUGUGAAAAAUAACGCGCAAGCUAACGCGCAUGUUUUAAUACAAUUCGGAUUAGAGUUGUUAAAUAUAAUUCUCAAACGGAAUAAAAUUUCUAACAUAAGCUAUGAACCAUAUUUAAAUAAAUUAUACCAAUUUUAAAUAAUUCACUGAAAAGUAAUUACAUCAAAGUUACUACGUUGGCACUGAAAUGUUUAACAUCAAUUUGGAAUAAGAAUUACAAAAUUGAGAAAUGUAAUUUAGAGAUAAAUAACAUUUUAGAACAAAUAUUUAAAAUAUUGCAUAAAUAUUCAGCUUGUGGGGCCACACGAAAUGAUGACAGCUUUUGUUUGGUAAAAAACGCAUUGAAAACAAUUGUAGCAUUAUUACGAAAUGUAGCAAAAAUUGAUAUGACUUCAACACAAAUUGGGCAGCUUUUAUUUUACAUUGAACAAUAUAUUUUGGAGACCGAACGGCAGCCAGCAGCAAUUAACUUACUUAAAGCUAUGGUUUUCCGAAAAAUUCAACACAAAAAAUUACAUAAUGUGAUGAAAAACUUACCAAAAAUAACUAUAAUAUCUCCAUCAAUUUUUUUACAAGAUGAAAUUAGAUCUUUGUUGAUACAGUACCUUAUUGAAUAUUCAAAGGAAAAAGAGUGUGAAAAAAUAAUAAAAUUCUUUGCGAUACAAUUGAAUUAUGAAACCUCAAUAGGAAGGAUGUCUGCUGUUAAGUUUAUUGAUCUGGCAAUACGUAAAUUACCUUACGAUUUUCUAUUAAAAAAAUCCGAAUUUUUAUAAAUACAGUUGGGGACACGUUUAGUUAACGAAGAAAUGCCGAGUUGUAUAGCUGCAGUGGCAGAAUGUAUUGAAAUUCUUAUAGCCCGUGUGGACAAACAUAUAAAGCAACGGUUAUUUGACAUUACAUUAAUGUUAAAUAAUGAUAAAAAACCAGCGGUGCGGGAAAUGGCUGCUACAUUGCUUUCUCGUUUUAUUUCGGUGGAAAAAACCUCAUUUUUACCACGAAUAAAUAUAUUGUUUCCAAUUUUGGUAACAUUUUUAAAUUCAAAUACCUUUAAACAACCAGGUCACUCUGCGAUAAUGUCAAUUUCAAAAAAAAGCGUUGUCAAUAGAGAAAGUUUCAGUCUAGACGAAAAAAAUAUUUACAUUCGAAAGGAAAAGGAAAAAGCUACUGACCAUGAAUUGAUUCAAAUUCAAAACUGCAUACUCAAGAUAUUAGAAUUUUUUUCUGAUAGUAUUCUCGUACAUGCAGAAUGGAAUGAAUCAAUUGAUAAAUUAAUAUUUGAAUGUCAAAACCUUCUGGGGUAUGAGCAUGAAUGGGUCCGUUUGAAUGCGGUUAAGAUUAUAAGACACAUAUUUUCUCAUAUUGAUUACGAGUUAGUUACAAAUAUAUUGACAAAAAAGACAAAAAUUAAUGAAAGUGAUAUUAGUUUUUUGUACGUGACGCCUGAAAACAGUAUUAAAAACUUGACACUUGAUUUAUGUGCUCAAAUGGUCCCAGGAAAAACUAGUGAGCUUUUGGCUGAGGAAAUCACAAAUAUAUUUCUCAUAUUUGCUAAUAUUUUGAAAGCAGUCCAAUUAAUGAGCAAUGCAAAAAAUACUACUGCAACUUACAAUGAAAGUCAUACAAGAUGUAAAUUAAAUUUAAACUGGCUUUUAAGACGAAUGCGCUAUAUAGUUCAAGCUGAAAUUUCAAAAGCUCCUCAUAGUUUUAUUUUGCGAAAAUUUGUUUUUAAUUUCUACGAGGGAUUAAUAACCAUAUUGGACGUAAAUAUAAUACAAGAAUUGGCAGUAAGUAUAUUAUCACCCUUAGUAAGAGAAAUGGUUGAAGAUGAUCAAAAUAUUCACCCCGAAUUGAACCAACAAUCUUGCAGAAUUGGAAGCAGGUUACGUAAAAAAAUUGGAUCUGUAGUUUACGAUAAAUUGAGGGCUGAACUUCAGACGAAGUUACUUCUAAAACGUACUUUAAGAAAGAAGGAAAUCGCAAUAGCAAAAGUUUUAAACCCAAUAAAAGCAGUAAAACGAAAGAAAUCAGUUUUAAAAAAAAAAGAAAUAUCAAAAAAGAGAAAGAUAGAUGUCAUUAAAGGUAAAGUUGCUGGAAAAAAAAGGAAAAGAAAAAAUGAUGAAUUAUUUUAGAAUAAAGUACAUUUAUUGAUUUUACGAAAAA